UCUGUGGUCUUCAUUUGACGUUUGUUUUGUGUUAUUUGUCGAUUGAUAAAAAUUUCUCCUGGUGGAUUUGUUUAAUUUUAAUAAUUAAUUAUAAAUGUAUUUCUUUAGAUUAACAAUGAUAAAAUAUCUCAUCCCGCGUCGUUAACAUUAUAUAUAAUAAAUGUUAAUAAAUAAAAUUUGAAUGUACACAAUAUGCGAUUGAAAAUCAAAGUCAAAUAGUUCAAGAAACAUUGGAAAAUGGGAAGAAACAAAAUGAUAGCUAAAAGCUGCCCAAAAUGUGAGAUGCAGGUGGCAGUGGCAUCGAAGUCAUGUAAAUGCGGUCACACAUUCUUCGCCUCCCGCCGCGGGGCUGACGUGCUGCCUGCUGUGGAGGACAUCAAGAGGAGGACCGGCCGAGUGAGACGCUCUCAGCCUCAGUUCUACGACGCACAACACUAUCAGAAGCAAAAGAGAAAGUCACCAAAGAAGAGGUCAUUGUCGAAGAACUACGGUGAUGAAGAUUACAAAAUCAAAGGAAAAAUUGAAAGCAGCACGACGCGCGCGCGUCGCCGGCGGGCGCUCCGCCGGGCGAAGCGCUCGCCCCCGCAGUCGGACCGCACGAGGGACCCCACGCCGCAGCUUCGCCCCUCGCAGCUGGCGCGCUGCCAGCUCAUCCUGCUGGAGAUCAACAGGAAGAUAGGCGCCGUGCAGUGGCGUCCGCCCGCCGACGCGUAGUCGCCUUAGACCAUUAAAAGAAAGGACCUGCCUCGUAAACCGUUACCCCUCUGUCAAAGAUCAAUGAUCUAACGCGUUUGCAAAAACUGUUGCUAUUGAAUCUUAGACCAUUAAUAACUGGACGUGGUUCGCUAACCGUUACCCCUCUGUCAAAGAUCAAGAAUCAAUGAUCUAACGCGUUUAUAAAAACUGUUGCUAUAGAAUCGAUGUUUCAUUGUUGUAAUCGUUUUCGUCGUGUAAAGAGCCCCCUAAAAAUGCCGGUUUGUGUAGUUGAAUGGCAUAAAAAACUGCCAAAAACUUGUAGUUUAGUAAAAGAUGGAGUAAUAUUUCAUUUGUAAGUGUUUCUACCAUAAUUUUAUUAAAUUUGUAAUAAAAACGAUUUCUAAAAAGAA
Molecule: messenger RNA, 1106 nt
Organism: Bicyclus anynana (squinting bush brown)
Lineage: Eukaryota; Metazoa; Arthropoda; Insecta; Lepidoptera; Nymphalidae
Product: UPF0547 protein C16orf87 homolog
Exons: 4
Coding region: 238-714 (158 amino acids)
Source: RefSeq, a predicted model, not a curated record